Messenger RNA from Adineta ricciae, 3207 nucleotides. NCBI's taxonomy places the organism in Eukaryota, Metazoa, Rotifera, Eurotatoria, Adinetida, Adinetidae. The record is from the annotation of a GenBank genome assembly.
AUGGAGACAUCUACACUUUUUCACUUCUUAAUUGCCUUACUCUAUCAUAUCAAACUCAAUCUUGCUGAGGAUUCAAGUCUCAGCAUGAAUGUGAGUAUCCUAUCGAAGAUUGUGUAUACAAAUACGGAUGCGCAUGAGAAUUUGCUCAGUACAUAUUCAUCAAGUCCUUCAACGGAUUUCAAUUACAUACCACGAAGUACGACAUAUUGGCCAUUGAUUCCAUUGGUGAUUACAAGCGCAUUUCGUUUAACUGAUUCGAAUUGUUUUUGUAGCUACGAUCGAAUUAGCAAUCUACUAUCGUGUUCUCCGUCGUUACAAAAUGCAACAUCAUAUCCCGUUUCGGAUACAAACUUUCUACUAAUCAAUAUAACACUCAAUGAUUGUAUGUUUUCAAGCAAUCAUUUCAGCGUUCCGAAUAUCGGCCGAAAACAUAUUGAUCAACUGAGAAUCUACGAUGCCAAUCGCAAUGAUUAUCUUGUGCUCGAUGGUACUUCAUUUUCAAGUUAUUCCAUCAAUCAAUUGUAUAUUAUUUACAGUUAUUCGCAACCAAUAACGAUGUUACUCAUCUCCAGUGAAACAUUUUCAUCUUCAUCGAUUUAUUUAUCAUUACAUACACUCUAUAUAACAUCAUGUUAUUUAAUUACAUUGCAAAAACCAUUCAGUCGAUUAUUUCUUCUUGAAACGAUCACGUUGAGAAAUAUUCAUUCGUUUUCAUGGUACGAUUUUCAACAACAGAUCGUUCGUUUACCUAAACUACGAUUCAUUAACAUUGCCGAAGGAAAUUUUCCUUCUUCGAAUAACAUUUUUAACGUUCUAUCAUGUAAGGAUAUCUCAUCGCAAUGGAUACUUAGUUAUCGAAUGAUUCAAACGUGCAGCUGUGCCUACGUAUCAUUUCUGCAAACCAUUCAACGCCAAGGAGUUUUCUAUCAAUGUCCGGAUUCAGUUACUGCUAUCGAUUUCUCUGCAGACAUCUGUCUAUUCAAUGGCGUCGAAUAUCUUGUUGGAAGUGAAACGAAUUUUUUUUGCGAUAAAUGCCGAUCAGUCCAAUGUCCCAAUGGAACUGCAUGUGCCGAAGCAUAUCCGUCGGAACCGACGUGCAUUUCAUUAUCUCGGUGUGACUACAAUACACUCCAAGAGCGUAUACCGUUGACACCUUAUACAAAACAAUUUCUAUUUCGCGAAAGUCAAGAAUAUCUUACGGUGAAUCCGAAUCAAACGUUAGGGGUUCAAGGAUUCAAUUCCAUUGCGACUAUUCUAAUUGAUUCUAAUCGAAAUCCUGCACCAUCAUCACCAAAUGAUGCACAAAUGUUCCAUCAGACAUUUUCCGAAAUGUUAAACCGACCGUGGUCACCAGAAGUCUAUACAGCAUCAUUGUCAUCGCCUACUGUCUUGCAACAACUACUCGUGUCUCUGGAUGGGUCAAUAAAAACUAUUAAUAAUAGUGAGUCGAUCUUCGUUUUCCAAAGUCAACCGAUUUCAACGAUGAGCUUACGUUUUCCAACAGUUAUGCCUGAUCAAGAUCGUCUAGGUUUUAAAAUAACCAAUGAUAACCGAAUUUCAGAGAAUAUCACGGAAACAACAUCUGUUGAUCCAACUGUAACAUCGCGUAUAUUUCUCAAAAUUGAUCCUAACCAACUAAAUAAAACGAAAUGUGAACCAUCAAAUACAACAACGAACUGUACGAAUCGGUUCUCGAUAACAUCACUGAAAUCUCCGAAAUUAUUCUACAAUACCAAUCGAAUACCUGAAUAUGAUGUUAUUUCAAUUCUUGCACCUGAUCAUAAUCAAACAGUAACGUUUUACUUCGAGCAAAAAAUCAUCACAAAUGAAACAUCGAAUGUCUCGAUUAAUUCAACUUCAGAUUCAUUUUAUGAUCAACUUGGUCAAAUGCUGUUACAAGGCACUUGCAUGUAUUUGAACACAACAAGUAUGAUUUGGCAAACGGAUGGUUGUACAACUGAUCGGCAGUUGUCAAAUAAUACAUCGGUUAUGUGCACCUGUGAACAUUUAACGAUGUUUACCGUGUUUUUCUCUUUGUCAUGUGCAACACCAUCGAAAGCGUUAGAAAUUCUGAGUUGGAUUGGAUGUGUUCUCUCCAUUCUUGGUCUAUCUGUUACAUUGGUGAUGUUCGUUGUUAUAAGACAAUGUCGAAAAAUGAAGGAUAACGUCAAUGGAAUCUCAUCAUCACAUUCGAGUUCAAGUCAAGAAUUACGACGGCGAAUCAUGACUAAACCACGCCGACUCUCAAUGGUCAAAUCAAUGUUGUUCGUAUUAUGUAUACUAUUAAUCAUCAUGAAUAUUCUCAUAUUUGUUCUGACAUUUAUCAAAGCAGAGCGGAAUGUUGCUUGCACAAUACUCUCUGCAUCUUUGUAUUAUUUUACACUAACUGCUUUCCUUUGGAAAUUGUGUUUUUCACUGCAACAAAGUUUAUUCAUUACUAAUCUAUUCCAGUCCUACUGGUCUGAUCGGACAUUACUAAUUAUCUAUUUUACCAUAACAUUCACAUUACCAAUUUGUCCAUUAAUAGUCAUGUUUGCUAAAUAUCCUAAUUCCACAUUUGUCUCUUCUACAUGCAACUAUUGCUGGUUAACACGCGAAUUUUUGUUAUACGGAUUGGUUAUUCCGAUUCUAAUCAUCAUCUGUUUGAAUGUGGUGUUUUAUAUCUAUACGAUGGUUCAUUUAUGCAUACGGAAUCGGCAACAGCCUAAUUUACGUUCGACCAAAUCGGAACAAUCCCGACGAAUACAGAAUUUCAAAAUCGGACUGUUCUUUGCUAUCAUUAUGGGCUUUAGUUGGGUAUUGGGAUUCCUCGUUCUCAUACCGAAUUCUUAUGUGCAAACAAUUGGCAACAUUCUCUUCUGUAUUGUGAACACAUUACAAGGUUUUGCUUUUUCAAUCAUGACAUUUUGUAUGUUGGAACGAAAAUCGUUUCGUAAAUGCUGUUGCUUUUGGCGAUAUAAAAAUUCUGAUCAAGCAAACGGAAACUCAUCUGAUGCGAUCGUUCCUCAACAGUCACUGCCGACAUCGAACGGUACCAAUGCGACGAAAAGUAAAUCAAUAUACAAUUCGUCGACGUAUACAUCGUCAAUAACACCGUCUGAAGCUUAUCGAAGUCUUCGCGACGUGUUCAAUUAUCAUCAUCAUCAAAAGAAGACUUCACCAAUUGAAAAUGACAAAGAACAUGUGUAUAGUGUACCAACAUUUUAA